AUGGCGUCUUCUAGCGGUGGGGGUGAUAAAGGGAUCGUCACUGGGAUGGUCACCCACCCGAAGCCCCUGGUCGACGCGAUGCUCUCCCAUCAAGAGACGUCUACUACGGCCAAGGAGAUCAUCUUGGCCCCAAAUAAGCAGGCUUUGGAGUCAGCGAGUCAGAGUAAAGAUAAGAUGAUCCACGCUAAUCCCAAGACCUUGCCAGCGACGGGGGCUAGCGACACCUACUCAACUGGGCCGGGUGCAUACACAGAAGGAGAUGUGGAGGAGGAGGAUGAUGAAGCGGUGGAGGUACUGCUAGAAGAUGAUGAAGUACAACUAGCUGGGCAGUGGACAGUUUUGUCGAGAUUCUACUCGCUUCGAUCACCCAAUCAAGCGGCUCUAUUUGAUGACAUGAAGCGUGCAUGGAGAUUGCGAGCUAACAUGAAGGUCAAGUCCCUGAGAGAUAACAUGUUUAUCAUCACCUUCAGCUCGGAAGGGGAUUACAACUUUGUGCUCCAGGGCGGUCCAUGGCUUCACCGUGGAGACGCUCUGCUUGUUGCAAAAUUCGAUGGCCUGACGAGCCCGUCCAUGGUUCCCCUUGAGUUUGUGCCAAUCUGGGUCAGGAUUUAUGACCUCCCCUUGGUGCUUAUGACAAAGAGGAGGGGAGAACUGUAUGGCAGCAAACUUGGACAUGUGAGGGAAGUAGAUGUUGGUGAAGAUGGCAGAAACAAGCAUGACUUCUUCCGGAUCCUGCCUUUUGAGAGAAGAAUGAGCACAAUCCAUGGCCAACAAAAGUCAGGAGUGGCACGCAAUCUGGCCUUCCGUGGAGCAGGGAGUGCAAGCUCGUCAUCCUCCAAACAGGGGAAAGGUAAAAGCAGGGAGGAGAUUAUUCCUGACAGGGUCGAUGCUCAGGAUGGCUUUGAGGGAAGAGAAGAUGUGGGGGACGGGGUGGUGGAUGAACUGCUAGCUAGUCAGACUAGCAAUCUGAACAUGUCAGGUGAGAAUAUGGUGCAGAAAGGAGAACCGGUGGGUAUGGAGGAGGAACAACGCCAUCAGCUGUCAACAUCUAACCUUGUUUCUGAUACUGAUAUGAUUCUAGCAAUACAGAACCUGCAGCAACCGGCAUCCUUUGGAGGAGAGUCUUCCGAGGACAUCAGUGAUACCAACCGGAAAAGAGUGCAACCACAGAGCGGGAGCAAGAUAUCCGACAGAGUUCAACAGGCCUUAGUAUUGUAUGGUCAAGGAUCUGGUAGAGAACAGGCUAAGCAGGUGGACCCAAAGGAGCCAGCGAGAGCUCUCAAACGGUUUCGGAAGACGGAGGUGGAAAGUAUGGAAGUUUUGGAAGCAACCAGUCCUGGGGCUACUGUUCGCGAUCUGUGUGGCCUAGUUAAAGAGGCCGAUUCCCAAAUUGUUUUCCUAAGUGAGACUAGACAGAAGGCGGAUAGAAUCAGGCGUUUACGGAAUAGGUUGGGUCUUAGAGGUUUUGCUGGAGUUGAUAGUGAUGGAAUGAGUGGGGGGCUCGCUUUGUACUGGCAUGAGUCUGUUAAUGUGGAAAUAAAAGCUUUGUGUGAGAGAUAUAUUGAUGCUUAUGUUCGCUUGUCGCCGGAUGGCCCUCUGUGGCAUGCCACCUUUGUGUAUGGUGAACCUAGAGUUGAGAAUAGGCACAAUAUGUGGUCGAUGCUCCGGUCUCUGAGGAAUUCAUCCAAUUUACCUUGGCUUGUUAUUGGUGAUUUUAAUGAAGCUCUUUGGCAGGGCACACCCUUUACUUAUGAUAAUAAGCGCCAGGGAAGAAACAAUGUUAGAGUGAGACUUGAUCGUGCCAUUGCUGACAAUGCAUGGCGUGAUACCUUCCCUAAUGCGACUCUUGCACACCUGGCCUCCCCCCGUUCAGAUCACUGUCCCAUAUCCUUGCAACUGUCUCAGGAGAUGAAACAGCCAGCCAGGAAGAAAAUCUUGCAUUAUGAAAUAUGUUGGGAACGUGAGCCGUCUUUGCCAGAAGUUGUGCAGGAAUCUUGGGUGGAAGCAGGGACUAAAUCUGACCUGGGUGAUAUUAGUGCUGCUCUACGUAAGGUCAUGGCAUCUCUGCAUUCCUGGAGUAAGGUAAAAUUCAAGAAUAUUGGCCGUGAAUUACAGAAAGCUAGGAAAAAGCUUGCUGAGCUGCUGGAAACAUAUGCAGAUAGUGCUGCUGUUCGCCAAGCCUCGGAUCACAUGAACGAACUACUUUAUCGUGAAGAGAUGUUGUGGUUACAGCGCUCACGGAUUAACUGGCUAAAGGAGGGCGACCGUAACACUCGCUUCUUUCAUAGUAAGGCUGUUUGGAGGGCAAAGAAGAAUCGGAUUCAGUCUCUUAAAGACAGUGCUGGCACUGUACACCGUUCGGCAACAGCAAUGGAGCAGCUGGCUACUGAAUAUUUUCAGGAAGUGUAUUCUGCCGACCCUAGUCUGGAUCACAGUAUAGUGUCAAGUUUCUUCCAGUCGAAAGUUUCAGCACAGAUGAAUGAGGCUUUAUGCAGCGAUUUAACAGAAGAGGAGAUCUCUACCGCCAUCUUCCAGAUCGGCCCGCUGAAAGCGCCGGGCCCCGAUGGAUUUUCGGCCAAGUUCUAUCAACGAAAUUGGGGCACAAUUAAAAGUGAGGUAGUCAAGGCAGUUCAUAAUUUCUUCAUCAUAGGAGUGAUGCCGGAGGGGAUAAAUGACACAGCAAUUGUUUUGAUUCCGAAGAUUAAGCAGCCCACCCAACUGAAGGACUACCGGCCGAUCAGCCUCUGUAAUGUCAUUUAUAAAGUGGUAAGCAAAUGUCUGGUUAACAGGCUGAGACCGUUCCUAGAUGAACUGGUUUCGCCUAAUCAAAGUGCUUUUGUCCCUGAGCGUCUUAUAACUGACAAUGCUCUAGUAGCUUUUGAGUGUUUCCAUUUCAUACAAAAGAACAAGAAUCCAAACAAGGCUGCAUGUGCUUACAAGUUGGACCUGUCCAAGGCUUACAACAGGUGCUAUGGAAGCAGAUUACUCGCGUGCAGGGAGGGUAUUGCAAUGGCGCUUCAAUGGACGUUCCUGCCUUUCAUUGUGGAAACUGAUUGCUUAGAGGUGUUUAAUCUAAUUCAAUCAAAAGAGAAGGUGCUGUCCGAGUUAGCUUUUGUUGUCAAGGAGGUUCAGGUCCUCAUGACAGGCAACAGGGAGAUUAAAGUCAGGAAGGAGUCCCGUGAUCAGAAUAGUGUUAGUCAUCAUUUCCUUGCUAACAAGGGAAGAUGUGAGGCCUUAACUUCUUUCUGGCCUGAUAACACUUGUAAUCUCAUUUCACAUCUCAUCGAUGUGGACUCAAUUGAGUAA
This is a messenger RNA of Oryza sativa Japonica Group (Japanese rice), 3306 nucleotides long. Lineage: Eukaryota; Viridiplantae; Streptophyta; Magnoliopsida; Poales; Poaceae. The record is from RefSeq and is a predicted model, not a curated record.